This is a messenger RNA of Glossina fuscipes, 582 nucleotides long. RefSeq names its product 39S ribosomal protein L52, mitochondrial (gene mRpL52). Lineage: Eukaryota; Metazoa; Arthropoda; Insecta; Diptera; Glossinidae. Gene Ontology annotation, cellular component: mitochondrial large ribosomal subunit. Bases 105 to 503 code for a protein of 132 amino acids. Gene Ontology annotation, biological process: mitochondrial translation. The transcript is spliced from 3 exons. Gene Ontology annotation, molecular function: structural constituent of ribosome. The record is from RefSeq and is a predicted model, not a curated record.
ACCUUAUAACAGCUGUUUACAAUUCUCAAGUUAAAAGACAAUUUUAAGGAGAUAUCAAGACUUGGCAAGCUGCUGUAAACUGAAAUAAAGAAAAAUCCUUACAAAUGUUAAUUUUAAAAGUAUCCAGAGGAAUUCCUUCAAACUCAUUCAUACGCAAAGUCUCGUCCAGCGGCAUUUUAGCUCUUGAUCAAAGAUGGCGUGAGGAGCACGGAUUACCAGCAAAUCCAAAUGCAUUUGGACCCCUGCAUACUUUACCGGAUUACAAAUUCCCUGACGGUCGUCCUACACCAAUGGGGUCAAAUCAAAGAAGACGCUUAAUGAAGCAGCGAGAAAUUGCCGCUAAAAUCGUAGCCAUGUGUAAGGAAUUGGAUGACGCUAAAGAGCGCUACAUAAGAUUAGGUUUAGAGAAACAAGCUGAACGUAAAAGAAUAAUGGAAGGAAAAUUAAAGCCAAAAGGGAAAUACUUAUUAAAGUCCGAUCAUGAAAAUAAAUUAAUUACUUAACUUCUAAAAAUGAAGCAUGUUUAACCGUAAUUUUGAUAACACCUUCAUAUGUAUAAAUAAAAUUUGAUCAAGACUUUUA